This is a messenger RNA of Brugia malayi, 564 nucleotides long. RefSeq lists its product as uncharacterized. The transcript is spliced from 6 exons. The record is from RefSeq and is a predicted model, not a curated record. NCBI's taxonomy places the organism in Eukaryota, Metazoa, Nematoda, Chromadorea, Rhabditida, Onchocercidae. The coding region runs from base 1 to 564 and encodes 187 amino acids.
AUGUCCAGCAAUCAGCACAAAAACUUUUCAGCAGAAACUUUCAGUCUACUCGCUCAUAUGAUGAAUAUGACAUUAAACAAAGCUGAACAGCUGUCUCAACGCAAUCAGUUACCAACUGAAAACCCAAGAUCGUAUGAGAGUUCCGAGAUGAAAGACAAGAAUGAAGUAUCAUCAGAAAAUGCAUCAUUAUCGGUUCCAAGAAUCAAUUCAUCAAGAGGUGAAGCGCAGCCAAUUGCUUCACAUGACGCUGCUGUUGAUUUGUUUUCUGCUGAUAUCGCAACUGGACAAAAGUAUAGAACUUACUGUAAACCCAUUACGAUUGAAAUCUCAAACGAAUGCCCAAGUGCAACAUUUAAUUACAUGAUGAAAGCACGGAAAGAUGCGAGAGAUAUUCAAGUUCCUGCAAAGAUCUCAGUAACUCAAUUACGUGAAGCAGGUAUUUAUAUUAAUUUCCAGCUAGACACACACCUACAUCCUGAACUUCCACCGCUGUACAUUUGCAUAUUCUGCCCGAAUUAUGUGCCGAAACAGGUGUGGAUCAAUGGAAAAGAAUGUAUUCAUUAA